AUGAGUGUAACUUUUGACCUAUUUUCACUUGCAAUAUGCAUAAGUGGUUUACGUGACACCACAAGACUCAAGCUUCCGCCAUACCUCCAACGUGGUGGUCAUUUGCAAUUCCUCACCAAUAUUCUGCUUGUAUUGACAAUAGCAUAUCUUGUCACCAGUGUCACGCAUCCCUCUUCCAUUUUUUACACUAUGGCGGUCAAUUUGGAGUUUGCAGUGACUGCAAGUUAUUGGACAUUGCAUUUGGUGCUUCCUCACUUGUUAAACACCGAUACCAUUGAGCGCAACUUUGCAUUAGAUUUCAAAAUCCAUUUGUGGCCAUAUGUUUCAUUAAUAAUUAAGGAUGAAAAGAGAAACGUGGGAGGUAUAAUUGGAAGUGGUGUAGUGCUCAUAUUGUAUUGGAUGUAUAUUGAGUUCAUUGCAAGAGACCCAUCACAGAAAUUUGCAUAUCCAUUUUUGAAUAGAGGUGGUGUGGGAAGGAGGGCAGCGUGGAUGCUUGGAAUAUGGUUACUAAGCUCGUUCAACUAUAUAAUUUUAAAGUAUGUGAAAAAGUUGUAA
This is a messenger RNA of Lodderomyces elongisporus, 555 nucleotides long. RefSeq lists its product as uncharacterized. The transcript has a single exon. The record is from RefSeq and is a predicted model, not a curated record. Gene Ontology annotation, cellular component: endomembrane system; membrane. Lineage: Eukaryota; Fungi; Ascomycota; Pichiomycetes; Serinales; Debaryomycetaceae. Bases 1 to 555 code for a protein of 184 amino acids.